UUUUGGAAACCAUAGAGGAGGCGUGCUCCGGAGCCGGCCUCGCCCGUUGACCUCAGAAGCACUUCCGGGGCACGGAAGUGACCCAGUCGCCCCGCCUCUUCCCGCCCUCUCUUUCCGGUGGCGGAGUCUGGCAGCGGCCGCGCGCAGAAAUGGCACCUCGCAAGGGGAAGGAAAAGAAGGAAGAACAGGUCAUCAGCCUUGGACCUCAGGUGGCUGAAGGCGAGAAUGUGUUUGGUGUCUGCCACAUCUUUGCAUCCUUCAAUGACACCUUUGUCCAUGUCACCGACCUUUCUGGCAAAGAAACCAUCUGCCGGGUAACUGGUGGGAUGAAGGUGAAGGCGGAUCGAGAUGAAUCCUCUCCAUACGCUGCCAUGUUGGCUGCUCAGGAUGUGGCCCAGAGGUGCAAGGAGUUGGGCAUCACUGCCCUCCACAUCAAACUUCGGGCCACUGGUGGAAACAGGACCAAGACCCCUGGUCCUGGGGCCCAGUCAGCUCUCAGGGCCCUUGCUCGCUCGGGCAUGAAGAUUGGGAGGAUUGAGGACGUCACCCCCAUCCCCUCCGACAGCACCCGCAGGAAGGGAGGUCGCCGUGGUCGCCGUCUGUGAACUGGACUCCUCGAGUUAUUUUCUGUUAAUAAAUUGCCUUCCUGUGAGCU
Molecule: messenger RNA, 655 nt
Organism: Perognathus longimembris pacificus (Pacific pocket mouse)
Lineage: Eukaryota; Metazoa; Chordata; Mammalia; Rodentia; Heteromyidae
Gene: Rps14
Product: ribosomal protein S14
Exons: 5
Coding region: 150-605 (151 amino acids)
Biological process (GO): maturation of SSU-rRNA from tricistronic rRNA transcript (SSU-rRNA, 5.8S rRNA, LSU-rRNA); translation; ribosomal small subunit assembly
Cellular component (GO): cytosolic small ribosomal subunit; ribosome
Molecular function (GO): mRNA 5'-UTR binding; structural constituent of ribosome; small ribosomal subunit rRNA binding
Source: RefSeq, a predicted model, not a curated record